Molecule: messenger RNA, 1322 nt
Organism: Daldinia decipiens
Lineage: Eukaryota; Fungi; Ascomycota; Sordariomycetes; Xylariales; Hypoxylaceae
Product: PRELI-like family-domain-containing protein
Exons: 2
Coding region: 279-1058 (259 amino acids)
Biological process (GO): phospholipid transport
Cellular component (GO): mitochondrial intermembrane space
Molecular function (GO): phosphatidic acid transfer activity
Source: RefSeq, a predicted model, not a curated record
CCCCCCCCCCCUUUAUAUUUUGCUCUUUAGCCUCGAUUUAAGGGCAUUAUCACCUACAAAAGUCCGGGGAAAAGGGAAAGAAAAAAAAGCAAGAAAAAUUCGUUCGGUUUCGAGGCAACCGCAUCGGAACCUCUCACGAGCCACACUCAUGUCGAUAUAGACAUUUGAAUUCUAGGGACGUCUGAUAUUUCACCUUGGCGAGACCCGAAAUCCCUAUUAUUCAAGACUUUCCCUCGCCUUUACACCUAGUUUCAAACAACCGAGCCAUAUAAGUAAAGAUGGUUCUCACGCACACGACCAAUCAUACCUAUUCGCACCCAUUCCCGACCGUGACUUUAGCCUUCUUCCUCCGUUACUAUUCGCCACGUCUCAAUCCCUUCUCUAGCCAUGUUCUCUCCACAGACACCAUCUCGUCGCAUGUCGAUCAGGAAACGGGCCGCCUGCACACGACUCGUAUCCAUAUGAAGAAGACCCGCUUGCCCUCCGCCGUAGUAAAGCUCCUUCCUAGCAGCGUUACUGGUGGAGGUGGUGACAAGUCAAGCUAUGUCCUGGAGACUAGCGUUGUGGAUAUCAAAGAGGGCUGGAUGAAGACGGAGAGUCGGAAUCUGAAUUAUACGGGUGUCCUGAGUGUAGUCGAGGAGCAACACUACUCAACCACCUCUCCCGACCAAGCUACGUCAUCCUCGAUCUCUGGUUCUGGAGCUGUAGGAGGCUCUCGUACUCAUACAGCUCACCGACCCCUGGCUCCCAACACCUUUGUUACAACAACCUUCUCCUACAGAUCUACAUUGGGCGGAAAGAAGCACGAAAAGGCUGUGACAGAAUCUACAGAUGGAAGCGACGAGUCUAGCACGCGACGAUUUGGUGACUGGAUUUCGGGAUGGGGUGCCAAGCGGAUCCAGAGCAGUAUCGAAUCCAUCGCUUCGAACAAGACAGACGACCAGAUACUCAAAUCGCGCGACGGGAUGCGCAUCGUCUUAGAACGGCUGCGGAGUAAUGGCGUUGUUGCUGUACUCAGGGAGCUCAGGCGACGAGAGGGAAACGUCUUUGAGCAGUGAACAUGGAUCCGGAUUCUUUUUUCUUGGUUCAGGACUAUACCCGUGUUAUAACACAACUUGUAUAUCCGUUUCUGGUGUUUCAAAUUAGCAAGGCGUUUGGGGAAUUAGCUGGAGGCAGUAAAAGCGAUGGGAGGCUCGUAACGUCUUUUAUGAAUGGUCACAGCAAGAAUCGGAAUAUUCGAAAUAUCAUGAGGAGGGGAGAGAAAGGAGGGGGCGGGGUUGGUAGGCUGGCUUGGAGGUUUGAAGCGCUUACGAUACUAUCCG